AUGGCAGGCGUUUCGGCUACCAACCGUAGGAACCCUGGAAACGGGUCCGUUCGAGGCGUAUCCGGGACAUCUAAUGAUUCGCCAACAAGUGCAAUAUCGAACGCAUCAUCGUCUAGGAAACGAGGCCAGCCAGCGUCGGGCACUUCUUCCGGGGAACCGCCUUCACUUGAGCCCGAAAAUCGGCGCAAGUCAAAGAAGAUUAGUCGAGCCUGCGACUUCUGUAAGACGAAGAAGCUCAAGUGCUCCGGUACUCUUCCGUGCGACGGCUGCACUAAGCGACAGCUCUCUUGUGUAUACGAUGCGACGUAUCGUCGUGGUAGACCGCCAACCCCUCAACCUCGCCCAGAGGUGCCACCACGAGAACCCGGGUCGCUGCCAGAAGCCAUUGAAAGAUUGAUAUCCAGGAACUCAGAAUCUACACAUUCAUCACUCCAUGGAUCUCAUGAGGGGGUCAGUACGAUGGACCCUGACCUGCUAAGCCUAGAAUUGUCUACCACAAAUCAAGGAAUUGGUGAUGGGAACGUAUCGACCUCACGUGCCUCUCCUGAGCUAGAGAGUGCUGAAAUUGAAGGCCAAUACCUCGAUCCAACUUCAAGCUUGACCUUUCUUCACCGGGCAUGGAAGAGGCUCUCGUCACAAAAAGACACGGCGGGUAUUGCUCCUCAAGUGUCCAACAACACAGAGCACCAUCAAAGCAUGAUAUCAGCUGGCGAUAAACCCUUUGCUGUUCAUGCAGGAGAUAUACUCAUCAUCCCGGACCAUGCGACUGCUAUGGAGAUGCUGCAGUACUACUUCGAUGUCUGCGUUGUUACGUACCGCUGCUUGCACCAAGGCUAUGUAACGAGGUGGUUCACUGCUGUUCUGGCAAAUCGACAGGCCGAUCUGCCGCUGUAUUACGGCAUUGGGCAUGCAAAGGCGGCUGUUGUACUGAACAUUUUAGCCAUUGUCACUCUGCGCCAAAUACAAAUCAACGAUGUGGCUUCGCUCGCAGCCGACGGUGGAUUUGUCGUCCUCAAGAGAAGUGAUUCACUUUUUUGCGCCGCGACAAAUUUGACGGACAAUGAAGUCGGUCGACCAAGCUUGGACUCGGUACAGGCAAGGCUACUACAAGUGUUAUAUCUCCUGCAGUCUGCGCGGAUGAAUCAAGCCUGGUACAUAUUCGGCAGCACGCUUCCCAUCGUCUCAGCUCUAGGCCUUCAUCGACGGUCCGGCGGAAAACGUGGAACGAGCGGCCCAAGGUCAACCAGUUUCGACUAUAUCGCCUCCCAGUGUCGUAAACGAACAUUCUGGGUGGCAUACACGAUCGACAAGUAUUUAGCUGUUGUUUUCGGCCGUCCGAGGCUCUACCACGAUGACGAUAUUGACCAGGACUUUCCCGACGAAGUCAACGACGAGGACAUGACCCCGCAGGGUCGGGCAGCACACGAGCCAAAGAUGGACUGCCAAGUAGAUUCUCUCAUCUGCCAUGCGAAACUCGCUCAAUUGAUAGACCGCGUCUCGAGAGAAGUCUACUCGAUCAAGAAGACAUCAAAACAGGAGCGGCUGGAGUCCGCCCACAAGUUCAGUCAUGAGCUUUACCAGUGGCGCGAGUCGCUCCCAUAUCACCUUGGCACGCUGCGCCCCAUGUCUCUCAUCCCAUCAUUCAGACGCCAAGCUACGGCGCUCAAGCUUGCGUACUGUCACGCAAUUAUGCAUGUCAAUCGACCCUUCAUUCUUGGGACGCCAGGAAACAACGGUGAAGGACAUCCUACGCCGCUGGAGGACAGCGUCGCGGAGUGCAUUAACGCGGCCAAGACCGCGCUUGAGACGGUCGACACAAUGGCCACAGAUGGAACGCUUUUCCAUGCGCUAUGGUGGACACCCUAUGUGACGUUUUGUGCUCUAGCCGUGGUGUAUGUCUGGGAAAUACAACAGAGCCGUGCCGCACCGGAGGAUGACCACGGGCUACGCCCACUGAUCGAGCUAGCAGAGCGUUGUCAAAAUCACCUGGCCCGGGCAACCGCACCAGACAGCCCGAGCCGCAGGUACAGCGUCAUCAUCGAGGAGCUGCGACAGGAGGCUCAACGGCAACUGGCGCGCGCCCCGAGACAAGCGCAGCCAGCUACUGAUGCUCAUCCUCAGCAGCCCGAGCAACAUCAAAGCAGAAGCACGGGACCGAUAGCCGCAAUGGCUAAUGUGGGCGAACGAAACACGGACGAACAAGCUGGUCAACAGAUGUUUGUGUCCGAGGGUGACGCAGGAUUUGGGGGCGUGGACUUGUUAGACGGAUGGCAGACAACGGACUGGCUGGAUCUCGACUCCUCGGCCUUUGGCCCUUGCCCUGGCUUUGAAGAUUCGCCGAACCUGUGGACAGACAACCCGCCCCCGCCGAGAGGUUGA
This is a messenger RNA of Verticillium alfalfae VaMs.102, 2379 nucleotides long. Its product is annotated as fungal specific transcription factor domain-containing protein. Lineage: Eukaryota; Fungi; Ascomycota; Sordariomycetes; Glomerellales; Plectosphaerellaceae. The record is from RefSeq and is a predicted model, not a curated record. Gene Ontology annotation, molecular function: sequence-specific DNA binding; zinc ion binding; DNA-binding transcription factor activity, RNA polymerase II-specific. Gene Ontology annotation, biological process: DNA-templated transcription; positive regulation of transcription by RNA polymerase II. The coding region runs from base 1 to 2379 and encodes 792 amino acids. Gene Ontology annotation, cellular component: nucleus. The transcript has 3 exons.